GUCACCGAGUGCUCUGCAAUAUGGCGGCGGCAGCGGACCCGGAGUUACAGAGUUUCAUUGAAGCAGAGACUCAGAAGCAGCGCUUCCAAGGACUGGUGCAUCAGCUGACGGAGCUGUGCUGGGAAAAAUGUAUGGAGAAACCAGGACCAAAGCUGGAUGCUCGAUCUGAGGGCUGUUUUGUGAACUGUGUGGAGAGGUUUAUAGACACGAGCCAAUUUAUCCUGAACCGAUUAGAACAGACUCAGAAGUUGAGGGGAACCUUUUCUGAAAGCCUUAUUGACUGAGGAUUGAAUAAAUUUCCAACCGAUCAAAGCAGAUGUCCUUGUCUAGUGAUCUGCGUUAUUCAAAGGCGACUUCUGUUUGUGGACUGCUCGCUGUUUUGCCUGAAAAAGAUAUCAGAUGUGUCUGCGUUUGCGAAGGCUUUCCAGAUGAAACUCCAUUGCUUGAUAUGUCAAAGAAUAUUGAGUGGUUCACAGAUGCAAAGAAGGAUAUCAUGAAAUAUGUAACUUACCAUAAUUUUUUCAAUUCAUUUCUGACAUUAAACAGAAUUUUGAUUGUA
Messenger RNA from Bufo bufo (common toad), 559 nucleotides. RefSeq names its product translocase of inner mitochondrial membrane 8A (gene TIMM8A). The record is from RefSeq and is a predicted model, not a curated record. The transcript is spliced from 2 exons. Lineage: Eukaryota; Metazoa; Chordata; Amphibia; Anura; Bufonidae. The coding region runs from base 21 to 284 and encodes 87 amino acids.